Lucilia sericata (common green bottle fly) is the source of this 7819-nucleotide messenger RNA. Its product is annotated as kinesin-related protein 4-like. The transcript has 8 exons. The record is from RefSeq and is a predicted model, not a curated record. Gene Ontology annotation, biological process: regulation of DNA-templated transcription. Gene Ontology annotation, molecular function: DNA-binding transcription factor activity, RNA polymerase II-specific; RNA polymerase II cis-regulatory region sequence-specific DNA binding. Lineage: Eukaryota; Metazoa; Arthropoda; Insecta; Diptera; Calliphoridae. Bases 1863 to 7514 code for a protein of 1883 amino acids.
AACUAGUGAUGGUAUUGUUUUUUUAAUGACAAUAUAGUAAAAUUGUUCUACAUUUUAUUUACUUUAAUAAGGAAAAUUAUUUUUGUCAACUUAACAAAACUUUGUACGUAUAUUUACAUCUCUUUUACUUAAACAAUAUCGGAAAAUUACAUUGUUUACAUCAGUUGUGUUUUGGUUUUUGUCUUUGCUAACCAUAUAACAGCUUAAGGGUUAAUUGAAAUUUAAUACUGGUAAUGCUGAAUACUUCUGAAUACCCGAUGUAAAAGUAAUUGUUCUGACAUGUACUGACGCAAACACUCACAUUAUCGAGAAGUUUUCUUUUACUUUACACGAGAUUAACUCGUUCUUUUACCAUUUUGAACUUGCAUCAUCCAGACGUGUCUUAAUUAAUAUUCGAAACCAAAGAUAUAAGUAAUUUUUAGUGUCCAAAAAUAAUAUCAGGUUAUAUAGUUUUAUUCCAAAGAUCAAAUUAAGUGUCUUCCAACCAUAAUUUAAACCGAAGUAUCAACCAAAAUUAUCCGAAGUGAAGUGAUCUUAACCUAAAAUUAAGGGACACACGUGGACACGUAGCCUAUUAAGGCUCCCAAUGAUAUGGUCUUCACGAUAUAUCUUUUAAAGUAAUUGAAAACUUCGUAUAAAUUUAAUUUAAAAGAAAGCUUCAGAAGAUCAAGAUUAUACCUGACUCUAAAUAAACUAUCCCUGAUAGAUGAGUAGAAAGUGGAAGUAUAAUUUCCACCAGAACUGUGUUGAUAUUUACGCAUUUAAUAAACUGAGAAUUGGACAAAACACGCAUUAUGACGUCAUGAAUGAAUGGGUAUAUGCUUAGUCUACAAUAAAUAUAAGAAUACAGAGGAAAACACACAAAGUCAUAAAAUCGAAAUUUGGAAAAAGGGUACCAAAAUAAUUUAACACUAACCGUACCAACUGAAACAAUUCUCUACAACUAAAUCUGUACUUCAAUUCAAUCACCAAACCAGAGUCUGAAUUAUACGAACAUAUUGUAUUUCUUCCCAAAUUCAUAAGAUCAUCUAUUUCCAGUAAAACUUAUAUAAUACCUAUUUGAAAUCCGCUUGUAGUACGUGCAUAUUAGAUGUAAUUUGAUUACACUACAUUUUAAAAGUAAAAUUCCUUAAUAACAUUUGAUAUAAAACUCAUAUUUGAAAUCAUGCACAUACAACAAUACAUGUAUUUAGUUAUAAUUAGCUAUAGUCAAUAAGUAAUGUAAAUAAGUCUGGUAUGAAAUAUGCAACAAAUUACUUUUCUCCAGCCCCAAUAGUAUAAAAACAACUGGAUGCAGAUGUUCGAGAGGCCUCUACGUCAUCAAACCAGUAAAACUUCAAACAUAUAUGAUGUAAGUUGUAAGUCCCAACAACAACAAAUUUUUAAACUUUGACAAAAUCUUUAUUAAUAAGAAAAUUAGCAACAUUCUUUGAUUUAUUGUUUAAAAACACAACUAUUAUUUGUUUGUUGUUGUCUUCUAUAUAUUGUUUUUGCUUUUUGACUUGGCAAAUACACCUCUUUUUUCUUGGCAUUCUAAAGAUACAGUUGUUAACUGAGCGCCAUGCCGAAGACGUCACUAACAGAUAGAUACCAAACAUCAACGCUUAAAACGAUCAAGCCAUAAUUUAUUUAGUCAAAGAUUUGUUAUUGUACAACUGUGUGUGUGUGUGAUCGUGGUAAUUUCAAAAAAAAAGAAGUGUAGACAAUUUCAUAAGAAGUCUGUCAAAGAAAAAUUAAACAUUUAAGAAGAUUUUACUACUAAGUAAACAUUACGUGAAAGAAAAAAAUGUACCGAUCAUGACCCAGUGAUCUACAAAAGAAAAGAAAAUUUUUAAAUAAGAGAUUUUUUUUGAAGAAUCACUAUGGAAAGUGUUCUAAUACAAAGUAAUAUAGAUGAUAGGCCUAAUGAUCAUAUAGAACAUUUAAAAUGUGGUGAAGUUUUUACUUGGCAAUGUGCUGGAGAAUCUUAUGCGGUAGAAUGUAAACUCUGUGACGAUCAUCCGUUAUGUCCACUCUCAGAAUUUCCACAACACAUGGAGAUAUGGCAUACAGAUUGGCAGCAGGAUCUUGAAAUAGAUAAGGAGCCUAACGAAGACCUUCACAAUACAGAUGACGAUGAUGAAGAAGAUCAAUUUUUUAAUUAUGAAGAUCAUAAUGAUGAUCAAGCCUUAUCAUUUACCACUGAAGAUAGUGGCUGUUUAUUUGAGUCAGACGAUAAUUUUCAACAAAAUGAAAGAGUGUUAAACGUUGAUCCAAUAAACAACAAAGAAGAAAUUCUAGAACCGUUUGAACAGGUAUUAAUAGAACAAGAAAACAACAAUUGCCCUAAUGAAGAUUCUAUACAAAUUAGAGAAGAUCUUAAUGCCGCAGAAGAAUGUUUAAACGAAGUAAACAAACAGGUAGCAGAGGUGUUAGCAGCUGUAACUGAGAGCGAGCAAAGGUCAAAUUUUAAUAUAAACAAAACAUUGAACGAAAGAAAAUGUAAACAAAAAGAUCUUGCUAAUGAAUUAGCAGAAAAAGAGAGAGACUAUGGAAAUUUACCAAAAAUAACAGAGAGUAAAAGAGAACUAAAUGUAAAAGAAACAAAUGUUGCAAAAGAAAAUGAUAAUGUUGAGAAAGUAACAAACAAAUUUAAAAAUUCUAGAAGAAUUUUAAAGAAUAUAAAAGAAAUUGAAGAAAAUUUAGAGGAAUUAAGUGGAAAUGAAACAAGUGAAGAAAAAUAUCAAGAAUUUACGAUUAACGAAAUAAAUCUAGGUGAAAAUGAAACGGAAAUAACAAAAUUUGAAAGUGAAACAAAUGAAAAUGAAACAGAUGUUUUAAAAAAUUUGCAAAAAUUACAAAAUUCUUUAAAAAUUUGUAAGAGAACUAGAAAAUCUAAAAGAAAUGUCAAAGAAAAUAAAGAAUCAACGAAUGAAUUGAAAGAAAUUAAAGAAACAGCAAUAGGAAUAAGUGAAAAUGAAACAAAUGAACUCGGAAACAUUGAGAUUAUAGAAUCUAAAAGAAAUUUAAAAGAAAAUGUAACAAAAAUAAAAAAUGUUAAAAAAAUUAGCAGAAAAUCAAAGAAACCAAUAGAAAAUGACGCCGGAAUUAGUGAAAAUGAAACAAUUGUUAUUGAAAACUUUAAAACAAAUAGAAAAACUAAAAAAUCUUUAAGGAAUUUUACAGAAAAUUUAAUAAACCGAAAAGAUUUAAAAGAAAAUUACAAAGAAUUAAGAAAACUAAGAGAUUAUGAAACAGAAACAAUUGAAAAUGAAACAGUAACAAGUGAAAAUGAAACAGAAAAAAGUGAAAAUGGAAAAAUUAAAAAAUGUAUAAGAAAUUUUAAAGAAAAUAUAAGAAAAUCUAGAGCUUUAGAGGAAUUAAAAGAAAAAUUAAUAGAAACAAGUGAGAAUGAAACAGCAAUAAAAAAUGAGGGAAACAAUAAAAAUUCUCAAAAAAAUUUUAAAGAAAAUUCAAUAAAAUCAAAAGAUUUCAAAGAAAAUGUAAGAAAACUCACAAACUCGCAUAAACUAAUAGAAAAUGAAACAGAAACAAGUGAAAUUGAAACAGUAAUAAGUGAAAAUGAUACAAUAACUAGUGAAAAUGAAAGCGAAACUUCAACUAAAGCAAAUGAUCUCAAAUACAGUACAAAUUCUAACAAAUUAACAUUUUUCGAUAAUUCCUUUAAAAAUACUCAAGAUAAUUUUAAAAAUAUACGAAAUUUUUCUAUAAAUUUAAGAAAAAAUUUGAAAUAUUUACAAGAAUUACAAGAAAAGAAAGCAAAACCAAGAAGAAACCAUAAAAAAUUCGAAGAAAUCGGACAUAGUACAAGAUACAAGAGAAAACUUAUAGGAAAUCAAGAGAAAUUAAGAAAAGAGGAACGACACGAAUUGAAACAGGUGGAAUCUAUUAGCAGAGACAGAAAUGAAAGAGAAUUUUUACAAAAAUUUACAAAAUUAGAUAAAAUUACACAAAAUGUAACACAAAAAUCUUGCAAAACUAGAUCGAGCAAAAGAAAUUUAAGAAAUUGUUCCAGAGAGUUUUCAGAAGAGGAACAAGGAGAAAGAGGAUUACGUGAUUUGUAUAAGAAAGUAAUUAAGCUUCAAGAGAGUUUUGAAAAUUAUACAAAAUCUUCCCGAUUUCCGAAAACAAAUGUCACAAGAACUAGAAAAUCUAAAAUGAAAUUAAACCACGAGCAACUGUUCACGCAAAGUGAUUUGAGUAUUGAAGAGAGUAGUUCAGAUUGUUCUAGAGAAACUAAGAGAAAACUUCAAAAUUAUGAAAGUGAAUUAGAGGAGUUAGAUUUAAGUUCCUUUGAAGCUCUAAAACAAACUAAGGAGCCGCUUAAAAAACCCACCAGACAUGGAUACCGAUCAAGUAAAAGAAGACUAACAACAUUAAAUGAAGAUCUUACGCCCAACAAGAGAACAAGAAGAGAAAGUUCCAGCGAAACAUCUGACAUUUCAGAGGAGAUAUCUUCUAACAACUCUGUAAAGGAAGGAGUUAAUAAAACUGCAAAACAGACUUUGGUAACCCAAUUUUUUAAGAAUGAAAAUGUUAAAACUAAAGUUUCAGUUAGUCCUACUUCCAUGGAUAUAACCGACACCUGCUCUCUUAAUUCCUUUAAUUCUUCACCAGACUACGCUUCCAGUAAAGACAACUCUUCGCCUACACCCUUGUCUCCUUUCUCCCCCAAAACUGAGGACGAACAUUUUGAAUUCUGUGGACCCAAGAGAGAGCAACUAAACAAACAUCAUAUUGAACAUUUAAUCAAACUCUAUCAGGAACAUCCCCGCCUCUGGGAACAAGCCCAUCCGGAAUUCUGUGAACCUGAACUUUGUCGCAAAUCCUGGCAACAGAUCACCGAUCAAUGGAAUGCAAUUUGUCAACGUAAAUUCACAACUGCUGAAGUACGCAUACGUUUGGGCACUCUUUGUCAAAGAUAUGUACAAGAAAGAGAACGUCUUGCUUUAGAGGGAGAACUAGAUGAGUUUACCAAAUUCCCCCACUAUGAACAAAUGCAAUUCCUGGAGCAGCAAGAGUCUCUGCAAAAGAGAACUGAGUUGCUGGAGCAACAAAAUGAGAAGAUCUUGAAAAUUUAUCAACUAUUUCCUCUACUCUGGCACAUCAACUCUUAUAAAGUGCGCCAAAGCAAAGAGCGAGCCGAGGCUUUUGAGAACAUUAGCCAGUCUUUGAAAUUAUCAGGUUUACACUUAUCCUCCCAGGCGGUUCAGAAACGCAUACGUUCUCUUAGGAAAUGUUAUCGUUUAGAGAAAAUACGCUUCCUUAAUGCUCAAGUAGAGCAAACACCCUUCGAGUCCAACUUUUGCCAUUAUGAGAGAAUGAAAUUUUUACACCAGCACAUCGAACCUUUUAGGUGUCGCAUAUGUGGUAGAAUAUUUGAGAAUUUAUCACGAUUCCGUGAGCAUUUGGAAGAGGAAAAUCAUGGUGAUGUACUGCAGGAGGACUGUGAAAGUGAGCGGGAAGACGAUGAGAAGGAAAAAGACAAGAUUGUAAAAAAUUUGGGGGAUAUAUUAGAAUCAGAAAAUUCUCCUGCUUCGUUGGAAUUAGAAAUUUCUUCAGAUGUUUUACAAACUUUUACUCCCCUGUCCACUAGCCCAUUACCUAAUGAGGAACCUGUCACUACUGUAAACCUGGAUACUGCACCCACAAUCCAGGAAGUUAUUAUAUUUCCUCCGCCCACCCCCGCCGCAUCCUUUGUAGAUUCUUUAAAUCUGGAAAAUCAACUCAUGGAGGAAAUAAUGGAAAAUGUUAGCAAUGAGAGUAGUUUUUCUCAAAAAUCUUUGGAUCAGUACAUAAACUCGGUUACCAAUUCAGAAGAGUUGAGUUCAAAUGGUGAUAACAUAGAAGAAACUAUAUCUUCUGAAGUAAUGGAUAUUGCAAUAGAGGAUUUAAGCGAUAAUAAUAUUAUAAUCAUGGAACCUAUAGCCUCUGAUAUUUUUGAAGUAGGAAAUCCUAUAGUUUGCAAUGAAACCUUGAAGGUAAAAGAUCAAUCUUUUGAGGUUUCCAGUACAGUAACAAAUGCUGAAGAAAUGUUAUCAGGAUCUCAGGAAAUACAGCUAGAAUCCACGGAAACUUCCUCCUUACCCUCUCCCCUAGUGGUUAAUGUUCCAUGUAAUGACUUUUCUCUCGAUCUCAACUUAAACUCACCGCCUUACGAAAUUCUCAAUCCAAACUCCAACGAUUCUGAUAAUGAGCUGCACUCCUCAGGGGAUAUAUCCACCCUACCCCUGCCCGAUCAGGAAAUCCGUAAAAUGAUUGCUUUAUAUCGUAAAUAUCCUCAGAUUUGGAAUCCAAAUCAUUUGGAUUAUAAUUCACGUAACCUAAGACGUCAGGCCUGGUGUCAACUUACUAAAGAAUUUAGCGUAGCAGUGGGUAAACAGUUCUCUUGGCGUACUUUGCAUCGCAAGUUGACGGAUUAUGCCAAAUACUAUAAGAAAUUGAUAACGGAACAGGAGAACUAUGAGGAAUUGGAGAAUAAGUGGGCUUUCUAUGAGGAUUUCAAGUUUUUGGAUGAUGUGCUCGUUGUCCAUGACGAACUACAGCGCAGUGUCCAUCAUCGUGAUAACAAUUUCAAAAUCAUUAAAAUCUACGAAACCCUACCCCAACUGUGGAACAUAAAACAUCCCGAUUAUAGUAAACGUUCCAGCAAACAGCGGCUCAUCGAACUAAUGUGCAAUCGUUUGCAAGAGGAAUACAAUCUCCAACUGACAACAGAACGUUUAAAAAAUCGUCUUAUAGAACUACGGGCCCAGUAUAGAACAGCGAAAAAGCAACGCUUGAAAUGUGAAAAGAAUCAACAAACUUUUACAACCGAUUUGGAGUUUUAUGAAGCUUUCAAGUUUCUCGAUCCCCACAUAGAUCCCUUUAUAUGUGAGAAAUGCGGAAAGGAAUUUAAAAAAUUAACCGAUUAUAAUCAGCACAUAAAGAGGGAACAUGAAAAGUCAAUUAAAGAGAAACCAGCUCCUCUAACCCUGUUACCUCUGGAACCGGGUGUAGAUAAAAAUUUACAAAAUAUUUGCCACAUCUGCGGCAUUAAGUUUAGUACCCGCAGUAAUCUAGUGCAUCAUGUUAGACGUCAUGAGGGCGUACGCAACUAUGAAUGUCCCAUGUGUCCGAAGAAGUUUUUUGCCUCCCAUCCACUCAAAGUGCAUAUUAGGUCCCACACCAAAGAAUGCCCUUAUACUUGUGAAAAAUGUGGCAUGUCUUUUGUUAGUGCUAGUAAACUGAAUCAACAUGUUAAGAGACAUUUAGAUCGAAAAGACUAUCAAUGUGAUUAUUGUCCUAAACGAUUUUUUACGGGCUUUGAAAAGAACCGCCACGAAAGGAGACAUUUAAAUAUUAGAGAUAAAGUGUGUCCCAUUUGUGGAAAAACAUUUGUAGUGGGUUCUUCGUAUUAUGCUCACAUGAUGCUGCACAAUGAUACGAAACGUUUUGAAUGUGGGAUUUGUAAAAUGAAAUUUGCCCAAUAUGCGGGUCUGUAUAAACAUAAAAAGAAAUAUCAUCCGACGUAAGACGAUUAAAGGGGAGAUUUAUCGGUUUUUUAAACUAUAGUUUGACUUGUAAACUGACCCAUAAUCCGGUCUGAAGUUAGUAAAUUUAUGGUCUAUAAGUAGUCUAUAGUCUUGUCUAUACUUUGGUCUCUAAUCUAUUAGUAAUUGGUUUGAAAGCCUUCUUUUUCUGUUGUUAAAAAAAUAGGAACUUUCGAACCAAAAUUGCAAUUCUUCAAAAUUUUUUGUAUUUUAAGAAAAUUAUUUAUAAUGUUAAGAUAAAUUUUACAUUAAUUAAUUGUUAAUAAAUGUGCAAUAAAUACAAAAUA